UGAAGUCGCAUUAAACAGCAUCCGGAGGGAGGGUUAGUAGGAUACGAGGGUUUCAUGGAGACAAAGAUAAACAAGUUUGAUUUUGGCAAGGAUUGUUGAAGAAUUGAAGAAAAAAUUGAUGGUUGGCAUCUAUUUCGGCGUCAAGUAAAGAGGGAUGGAGGAUAAUCAGUUCAGAUUUUCUGGGGAAGCCCCAAAUUAUGUUAUGAGCAGAGCGAAAAAGAAAAUAGUGUCAACAACCAUGAUCAAGAACUGCACCCUGAUGGGUACAACGAAGAUGUACAUUCUCAAAUUGGAGGAUGACUCAACAAGGGAAGCUUGUGACAAAUGGCAUAGUGAUGUUGGGCCAAGGAUCCACAUAAUCCUUGAGAAGAACAAGGCUGAGAGCAGCAAGUGCAUUGCUCAUUAUGCAGGGGAGAAGAUGUUUCAAGUAGAGCAUAUGAGUGGGGUUCAAUUUGUAGUUGAUCUAGCUAAGCACACAUGCACAUGUAGAAGGUGGAACUUGACUGGAAUUCCUUGUGGGCAUGCAAUAGCUUCCAUUUGUAGAAGAAAUGAAGAUCCUGUCACGUAUAUACACUCAUGCUAUAAGAAGGCAUCCUGGAAGUGGGCUUAUGGACCUUUCAUUCGCCCUAUGGCUAUGAAGAGUUAUGGACACGCACCAACUUACCUCCUAUUUUGCCUCCUCUUUAUCAUAAGCAACCGGGUAGGCCGAAGAAAGUAAGGGCAAGGGAACCAGAUGAGAAACCAGCGGCACCUACUGGAACAAGGCUAUCAAGAUCAUUCCAUGUCAAAAUAAAAUGCAAAGUUUGUGGGGAGGAAGGACACCACAGGUUGCGUCAUCGAAAGGAAGGUGCCAAUAGUAGCAAUCAGGUAAUUUAGAGAACAAUGAUUUAUAUUAAUCUAUAUCUUGUGGACUUGUUAGGCAUCAUGAAGACUUGU
This is a messenger RNA of Pyrus x bretschneideri (Chinese white pear), 936 nucleotides long. RefSeq lists its product as uncharacterized. The transcript is spliced from 3 exons. The record is from RefSeq and is a predicted model, not a curated record. Bases 155 to 718 code for a protein of 187 amino acids. Gene Ontology annotation, molecular function: zinc ion binding. Lineage: Eukaryota; Viridiplantae; Streptophyta; Magnoliopsida; Rosales; Rosaceae.